AUGAAGCUGCUGAUUUCAAAUCCGGCGACUGGGCAAAACAAGGUGAUCGAGAUCGAGGAUGAGAAGAAAGUGCGGCCCUUCUAUGAGAAGCGCAUGGCGCAAGAAGUUGCAGCCGAUUCACUUGGGGAUGAAUGGAAGGGCUACAUCGUGCGGAUUGCCGGUGGAAACGAUAAACAAGGCUUUCCAAUGAUGCAAGGCGUGCUCACAAAUGGGCGUGUUCGACUUCUUCUCAAGAAAGGCCAAAAAUGCUACCGUCAACGCCGAACUGGUGAACGCAAGAGGAAAUCGGUCCGUGGAUGUAUCGUUGAUCAAAAUCUUUCAAUCCUCAACCUUGUCAUCGUCAAGAAAGGUGAUGGAGAAAUUGAGGGCCUAACUGACACAGUCAUUCCACGUGUGAAAGGACCAAAGCGGGCAACAAAAAUCAGAAAGCUCUUCAACCUUGAUAAGGAGGACGACGUUCGCAAAUAUGUUGUUCGACACGACAAAGUUCUCAAAAAUGGAAAGACCCGCUCGAUUGCUCCCAAGAUUCAACGCCUUGUUACUCCACGUGUCCUUCAACAUCGCCGUCAAAUAAAGUCUCGUCGAGUGAAGCAACAACAACGACAAAGUGUGCAAGUUGGAGGUGGAGAACGGACAAUUAUGCAAGCAGAACACGAAGAUGAAGGACGAGAUUCGAGAGCUGCG
Molecule: messenger RNA, 684 nt
Organism: Mesorhabditis belari
Lineage: Eukaryota; Metazoa; Nematoda; Chromadorea; Rhabditida; Rhabditidae
Source: the annotation of a GenBank genome assembly